GUGAACCUCCCGCUGCUGUGCCUCUAGGGACCUGCCGCGACCCUAUCACCUACACACCCACACUGAGAUUCUCCACCUCUCCACAAUCACGCCCACGACCAGGACCAACCAGGAAGGAAGGGGAGCCAGCACAAGUGGUUCCUCUUUGGCAGGACUGAGGGUCUGCUACGAUGAGUAGGCAGUACUCCACUGUGCAGCGGGAUGACGCCAUGAGUGUGCGCACAGAGUUUGGCUGGCCCUCCAGAAAGCGCCGCUAUGUGCGGCAAGAUGGCAGCUGCAACAUGGCAUUCCGCCACAUCCCAGAGGAGUGGGUGCACUACGUGACGGACAUCUUCACCACGCUGAUCGAGACCCGCUGGCGCGUCAUGCUCCUCGUCUUCGCGCUGUCCUACAUCCUGUCCUGGCUCGGAUUCGGGAUCCUCUUCUAUGUCAUCGCACUCGCCCACAAUGACCUCAAGGACCUGGACAAUGAGCCCUGCAUGUACGAGGUGCGCAGCUUUACGGCAGCGUUCCUGUUCUCUCUGGAGACACAGACAACGAUUGGCUACGGCUCACGUGGCAUGUCGGAGACCUGCAUGGUGGCCAUCAUUUUGGUAACCAUCCAGGACGUCCUCUCCGCCUUCAUCGACACCUUCGUUAUCGGUAUCGUUGUGGCCAAGAUGGCGUCAGCGCGGAAACGGGCGCAGACGGUGGGCUUCACGAGCCACGCGGUCGUCAACCUGCGCGACGGACAGCUCUGUCUCUGCUGGCGCGUCGGAGACUUCCGGCACAACCACAUGGUGGAGGGCACCGCUCACGCACAGAUCAUACGGCACACCGUACACACCACCGGCAAGGUGGACGUCACGUAUCAAGACCUGCACAUCCAUGAGAGUAACAUCCUGCUGACCAUCCCCGUCACAGUGAUGCAUAAGAUCGGCCCCGACAGCCCGCUGUACCGCAUGAGCCUAUUUGACCUGCGACGUGACUCCUUCGAGCUGGUGGUGUCCUUCACCUACACGGACGACUCCACGGGAAUACUGCACCAGACGCGCACCUCCUACACGCCCGACGACAUCCUCUGGGGACACGUCUUCCAGGAGAUGAUCCGAGUGUCUCGACGCAACUACAAGGUGGACUAUGCACUCUUCAACCAGACGGGUAAAGUGCAUGUGCCCGAGGUCAGCGCUGAGGAGUACCACCGUGCCAAGCACUCGCCGCGCCUCUCCUCCAGGAACCCCAGCCCCAGCCCACGCCUCUCCUCCAGGAGCCCCAGCCUGCGGCUGGCCAAAGUCAUAGUGCCGCCACCGCCCGAGCUCAAGGUGGAACUGGUGAUCGGGAACGAGAGCGAGACUGAUGACAACAACAAGGCGGGAGGCAGCUCCUCUAGCAUGCUCAAAGUGGAGGAGUAGUGAUGAAUGAAUGAAUGAAUGAAUGAAUGAAUGAAUGAAUUAAUAUAUGGAUGACAAUGUGUCUUCCUCACGAUCACAGAAUGAAAAGGUGGAAGAAUAAUAAUGAGUGCAUGAAUGAAUGAAUGAAUGAAUGAAUGAAUGAAUGAAUGAAUGAAUGAAUGUGUGGAGACAGCCUGCCAAGUGUCUUCCGCAUGAUCAAGGAUUAGGAAACCCAAAACAAAAACUGAGAAUGUAUGAAUAUUUAUCAGUACUGUAACGUGGCUGUUGAUGGGAAAGGGCUUGUGUUUGAUGGGGUUGUUCUGUAUACAGUAGCAGGCAUCUGAUCUACUAUGCAGAAAUCAGAGCCAUCUGUAUAUGGAGAGUUGGGCUAAUCCCAUUGACCUCCGUGUUUCGUUAACAAAACACUUCAGGGAAAGACUGAAGUGUCCUUGAGCAAGGCACCUGACCUCACAUUACUUCAGGGACUAUAACGAAUACCCUGUAUGUGGAUUUGGAUAAAAGCAUCAGCAAAGUGUAAUGUCAUGUAAUGUGGUGUGGAUCCCAUGCCAUCUCCAGCCAUAUUUUCUGUUACAAAUUAUUUGUGUUUAAAAUGAUGUUUGAA
Molecule: messenger RNA, 1992 nt
Organism: Engraulis encrasicolus (European anchovy)
Lineage: Eukaryota; Metazoa; Chordata; Actinopteri; Clupeiformes; Engraulidae
Gene: kcnj16a
Product: potassium inwardly rectifying channel subfamily J member 16a
Exons: 6
Coding region: 171-1391 (406 amino acids)
Biological process (GO): regulation of monoatomic ion transmembrane transport; potassium ion import across plasma membrane
Cellular component (GO): plasma membrane
Molecular function (GO): inward rectifier potassium channel activity
Source: RefSeq, a predicted model, not a curated record